CGCGGUGUGAGAGAAGUAAACGGAGGCCGACGGGGAAAAGCGGCGACCGAGAGCAAGAAGGCAACAGAGAACCCAAUCUACAUCCAAAACCCAAACCUAAGCAGAACGCGGGGAAGCAGAAGGAGAAUCUCGCGAACGCUCCUCUGCUUCCCCCCUCCCUCGAUCCCUGUCCUCUCCUCUUCUCUACUCUUACCAUUCACCCUCGAGAUCUUUCCUUUUUUCUGUCCGAUUCCCGGGUUUCAAAUCUUUUCCUUGUCGACUGGAAUCCAUCCUUUCUUGGUUCUGUCCUCUUCUUGGAUCGACGGAGAUGGAGGCGACCGGCCGAAAUGGCAACAAGAGGAUGCACCAGAGGUUGGGGCCGUCCCAGGCGGCGGCGCCCGACCGCGCCAACAAUAAGGUGUGCUACCACUGGCGGGCAGGGCGGUGCAACCGUCACCCCUGCCCCUUUCUCCACAGCGAGAUACCGACGCUGCAACAGCAGUCCGCGUCCCCGGAUGGCGGCGUCGCGAAGCGGAACCUCGUCUGGAAGAACCCUAGCAACGCCGGCGCCGCCUCCGGCCCCCCUUCCAAGUGGGGGAAGGGGCGUGGCGGAGGCGCUGUCGGGCGACCCCCUGGGAAAGCCCCCGACAGGGUUUGCAAUUAUUUCCUGGCGGGGAAUUGUACGUACGGCGAGAAGUGCCGCUUCUUGCACUCGUGGUUCGUCGGCGACAGCUUCUCCCUUCUGACCUCACUGCAGGGGCACCAAAAGGCCGUGUCUGGUAUCGCACUUCCUUCUGGCUCGGACAAGUUAUAUUCUGGAAGCAAGGAUGAAUCUGUGAGGGUUUGGGAUUGCCAGUCUGGGCAGUGCGCUGGAGUCAUCAAUGUGGGAGGUGAAGUUGGAUGUAUGAUCAGUGAAGGGCCCUGGAUAUUUAUAGGAGUUCCAAAUGCUGUCAAGGCAUGGAACAUGCAAACUGCAACAGAUCUAAGUCUUGAUGGCCCAAUCGGACAAGUUUAUUCCCUGGUUGUUGGCAAUGAAUUGCUCUUUGCUGGCACUCAGGAUGGACGCAUAUUGGCAUGGAAAUUUAUUGCCAUAGGAAACUGCUUUGAACCAGCAGCAUCUCUUGUUGGGCAUCAACUUUCAGUAGUUUCAUUAGUGGUCGGAGCUGUGAGGCUUUACUCUGGUUCUAUGGAUCACAUGAUAAGAGUGUGGGACCUUGCAACUCUACAGUGUAUCCAGACACUUACUGACCAUACAUCAGUUGUCAUGUCAGUGCUUUGUUGGGAUCAAUUCUUACUAUCGUGUUCACUGGACAAAACCAUAAAAGUCUGGGUAGCUACAGAAAGUGGGAACCUAGAAGUAACGUAUACUCACAAUGAAGAGCAUGGAGUUCUUUCUUUAUUUGGUAUGCUUGAUGCUCAAGCGAAACCCAUCUUAUUAUGUUCUUGCAAUGACAACAGUGUCCGCCUCUAUGACCUGCCAUCAUUCAGCGAGAGGGGUAAGAUAUUCUCCAAAGAAGAAGUUAGAGCCAUGCAAGUUGGACCUGGUGGUUUAUUUUUUACUGGGGAUGCCACAGGUGAAGUUAAGGUGUGGAAUUGGUUACCCAAUGAGAUGCCACAUUCAUGAUAAGAGUGAGCUGUUCUUUCUAUUUAUAGUAUCCUCUCAUGUAUGAUAAACAACAGAAGUGAGAGUUGUGCCUGCCAUUUUUAUCAUCUUGGCCAUUGAUCCUUAA
Molecule: messenger RNA, 1709 nt
Organism: Musa acuminata AAA Group (dessert banana)
Lineage: Eukaryota; Viridiplantae; Streptophyta; Magnoliopsida; Zingiberales; Musaceae
Product: zinc finger CCCH domain-containing protein 17-like
Exons: 9
Coding region: 308-1603 (431 amino acids)
Molecular function (GO): protein binding; metal ion binding
Source: RefSeq, a predicted model, not a curated record